AUGAAAAAGGUUGGACAGGCGGCGGAGGUUGUUCAGUCUUUUUCCGCCUGCAGAGCUUCAUCUGCGCUCCCUCCGACUACAGGGACGCUCAAGGCGGAAAAUUACAGCACCAAGCAGAGCAGCUCCAUCGGGGCCCUGCGCUGGGCCCUCCCUGAGGAGAACAUCCAGGUCCACAGCUCUGCCCCCAGUGGACCCAUCAGCAGCCGCAACCUCACUGGACAAUCCCAGCAUCACCCUCGCCAGAGCAGCCUGAAGGAUCUGCGCAGCCUGCAGGAGUGUGUAGAGUUCAUCCAUCACUGGAAGGAGCAAGUGGAGCAGGUUUGCAAGGUAGAACCUAACACACAGGCGGGAAGCAGCAGAGGGCAAGCCCAGAAGUCAGAGUCCCGCGCCGAGCGCAGUCUGGAAGAGAGCCGGAAACUCAUUUUGGAGUGGGCCAGCGAGCUCAACCACGCGGACAAGCUCCUGAAGAAAAACCCUGUGACUCCCAAGUGCAAAGAGCAUGAGAAAGACUCGGAGGCUAAUGAAGCACAGCUGAGGAUCAUGGAUUGGGCCAAGGAGCUGCAGAAGGUCUCUGAGAACUGCGGCGUGCCGAGUGACCAGGUGGGCAAAGUGCUGCGCCUGCUGGGCCUGAAGAAGAAACGCCUCGUCAGCAUGCUGCCGCUGCUGGAGUUCAUUACAUGGUCGCUCCUCAAGGAAGACAGCGCGAUGAUGAUCCCCCAGUUAUGGUUACUGGUGAAGCAGCGCACGUGGAAAGCCGGAACUUCAAGAUACAUUCCCAACUCAGUUUGGAACUGGAUCUGCAGUGCAGCAGCGGAUGUGAUUCUGGACCCCAUGACCAACCACCCGUGGCUGAACCUCUCCGAGGACCAGCGUCAAGUCCAGGAGGCUCUGUCACAGGCCGACCAUCCCUACAGUUCGCAGCGCUUCGACAGUUGGGCCUGCGUGCUGGCCUGGGAAGGCUACAGCCGAGGUCGCCACUACUGGGAGGUGGACAUCGCCAACAGCGGCUACUGGCGGCUGGGACUGACCACGGCGAACUCCAAGCGCCACGGUCGCUUCCCCAUGACCCCGAAGACAGGCUACUGGUGCCUGUGGCGCGUCACGCACCAGUUCUACGCCUGCACCAAGCCCGAGACGCCGCUGCCCGUCGGCCUGGUGCCGCGGCGGAUGGGAGUCUACCUCGACUACGAGGAAGGGCAAAUCUCCUUCUACAACGCCGAAACAAAGUCCCACAUCUACACAUUCACCGGAAACUUCAAAGAGAAGGUGUACCCGCUCUUUGCGCCUUUAGAUGGCAACACUCUCAUGACCAUCAUCCCACAGCAAAACAACAAAACCAGUGGCUCUUAAACCUUUUUCACCAAGUACCAUCCCUGAAAGCACUUGGCUCUCCAAGUACCACCAUAGGGACCGACAUUGAAAUCCAGUAGCGUAGUAUUCAUUUAAAACAUGGCAGAGGUUUCAUAUUUUUGGCCACUGUAUCAUUACACACAAUGCACAAACAUCAACAAUGAUACUCCAAAUAUACAGGUAUUUACAGACUUCUUUGGUGUACCACUAGAUCGAGCCCACUCAUGGUACGUGUACCACAGUUUGAGAAUCACUGACCUAAGCUAGUCUUGGACAUCCGUAGCGUCAAUUAGUUAGAGUUUAAAAGAACAAAACAAACCCACAGAGAUGUGUUCGGACAUCAUGAAGAUCUCAAGAGUACUCGAUGAUAUUACCAAUAAAUUGGCAGGAACUGGUGGUGACAAACCCCAAGAUGCAGAGAUGGCAGGCGUGGUGGAGGAAAACAUGACUUUAAUAUCCAAAGUAAUCAGGCAGGAAUCAGGAACCAGGAUUACAGGAACACAGGAAACAGCAAACAGGAACCAGGAAACAGGCAAACAGGAUACAAGAGAACUCGAGACAGGAAACAACUAACAGCAAACAAUACUCAAGCCGUGACUUGAGGACGAGGCAGGCAUAAAUAGGUGUGGUCUGGCUGCCAAUCAGCCGCAGGUGAGGGGACACAGUGCUCAGACAAAGAUGUGUGACGUGGUCAUGAAAAAACACACACACAAAAGGAAAAGUCACCAAAAUAAAAGUACAAGACAGGAACUAACCCAAAACACAGCAGAACAUCAACAAAAGGGCACGGCUUGGUAUAACCAGCCGUGACAUAAAUGUAUGAUGUCUGCACUAUACAGUAUAUACUACGCGUAUAGUCAGUAGUUUAUCGGCAUUCUUUCUUCGUAGCUGAAUGUCUAAAUGACCUCUAUGAAAUGUAGAUUUGACACUUUAUGAUUCACAGCAUUCACAUGCACUUUACAAUGCACUCGCAAAAUACGCUGAAAUAGAUACAUGUCUUAUGUAAAUGUCUCUUUUUUUCCCCCUGACUAUAGAAACUAAGAGGAUUGACCCUGCCCUACAGGAAAGUGCAAUAUUCUGUAAAAAUACAAGCUAAACUUUAACGAUAUCUAAAUGUAUUUGUGUACU
Molecule: messenger RNA, 2478 nt
Organism: Entelurus aequoreus (snake pipefish)
Lineage: Eukaryota; Metazoa; Chordata; Actinopteri; Syngnathiformes; Syngnathidae
Product: zinc-binding protein A33
Exons: 9
Coding region: 1-1350 (449 amino acids)
Molecular function (GO): protein binding
Source: RefSeq, a predicted model, not a curated record